Molecule: messenger RNA, 633 nt
Organism: Arachis ipaensis
Lineage: Eukaryota; Viridiplantae; Streptophyta; Magnoliopsida; Fabales; Fabaceae
Source: RefSeq, a predicted model, not a curated record
AUGCCGUCUAAUGAGAAAAUGAAGGAUGCAGUUUGGGAUUGUGAGUCAACUAAGGCACCAGACAGUGAUGCGUAUAAUAUGAAUUUCAUUAAGAAGUGUUUGAAGGAUGUUGGUGGAGAGUUCACUGCAGCCGUGAUGGGAUUCUUUCAGUCAGCUAUUUUACCUAGAGAUGCGAAUGUUACUUGGGUGGAUUUGGCGCCAAAGUUUGCCGGAGCUAAAGAAAUCAAGGACCUUAGGCCGAUUAGUGCGGUGGGUUGUGUUUAUAAGGUUAUAUCAAAGAUCCUGGUUCAGAGGAUGCAGAAGAUAAUGCCAGGGUUGAUAGGAGAAACACAGAGUGCUUUUGUGCAGGGUAAGAAGAUACAUGAUAGGGCUUUGAUUGCAUGUGAAACUAUACAGAUGAUUAGAGAAGCGGUGCAGAAUGGACGCAUUACUCCGUUGUUGGUUGGAAGGGAUAACAUUGAGUUGUCACAUUUGCAGUUUGCGGAUGAUACUAUACUUUUUUGCCCUUCUGAAGAAGAAAUGAUCAGAAACUAUAAGCAGUUGCUGCGCUGCUUUGAGAUGAUGUCAGGGCUAAGUAUUAAUUUUGACAAGUCCAGCUUGACCCCGGUUAAUUGUGAGCAUAGUUGGGCAUGA